AUGUUUAAAGCAUGUGUUGUAAAAGAACCUUCUCUUCCUGUUCCCUCUAGCGCUGUAUUAGCAGCCCUUCAGGACCAAGCAGAGCCUGAGGAGAAGGAACGUUGGCUUAAAGCCGGAUGCACACAAACUCCAAGUGGUGAUGUUUUUGUUUGGCAUUUAGGUGAUUGCCCUGUUGCACCCCGUGCUCUGUUACCAUAUUUGGUUGCUGCCUCACAUGAUCUCACCCACACUUUUUAUGGGGGGAUAUGUGAUGUAGUGUCAGGAAUGUGGUUUGCCCCCGGGUUCUCGUCUAUUGCAGCCAAGUAUGUAUAA
Messenger RNA from Protopolystoma xenopodis, 312 nucleotides. The record is from the annotation of a GenBank genome assembly. NCBI's taxonomy places the organism in Eukaryota, Metazoa, Platyhelminthes, Monogenea, Polystomatidea, Polystomatidae.